AUGGGUGCACUACGUCUUCACGUUGAUGGGAAGUCGUUUCGUGAUCCCCAAAACAGGGAGAUUAUUUUGAGAGGCAUCAACGUCGCCGGCGACGCUAAAUACCCUAAGUCUCCUGAUGUCCCCUCCUUCGUGUCCGACAAGUUUUUCGAUGCCGACGACGUCUCGUUUGUGGGACGGCCAUUCUCCUUGGGAGAGGCUCACACGCACUUUAAAAGGCUGCGUAAGUGGGGCUAUAAUGCAAUCCGAUACAUCUUUACCUGGGAGGCUAUCGAGCAUGCGGGACCAGGCAUGUAUGAUCAGGAGUGGAUCGCGUUUACCAUCGAGAUCCUCAGAAUAGCCAAGCAAUAUGAAUUCUAUGUGUUCAUGGAUCCGCAUCAGGAUGUGUGGUCACGAUUGUCCGGAGGGUCCGGAGCCCCAAUGUGGACACUUUACGCUGCAGGGUUGAACCCCAAGGCUUUCAAGAAGACCGAAGCAGCUCUUGUCCAAAACACUUAUGAUGAUCCUUCCCAGUUUCCGAAGAUGAUUUGGAGUACCAACUAUGCGCGUCUUGUCUGUCAGACCAUGUUCACACUGUUCUGGGCAGGACGAGACUUUGCACCUAAAGCUGUCAUCGAUGGCGUGAACAUCCAGGAUUAUUUGCAGAGCCACUUCAUUGCGGCUUGCAAGUACCUGGCUCAGAGGAUUCAUGAAGCUGGUGAUCUGGAACAUGAUGUGGUCAUUGGCUGGGAAAGCAUGAAUGAGCCUCACCGUGGUCUCGUGGGUUUCCAAGAUAUCUCUGCCGUCCCAGCCGAACAACAGCUUCAGCUUGGAACAUCCCCAACCGCCUUCCAGGCUAUGCUCACAGGUUCUGGGCGCGCUUGUGAAGUAACAACAUGGGCCUUUGGCGGCUUUGGUCCGCACCAAACUGGUUCAAAGCUUGUUGACCCUGUGGGUGAAAGUGCCUGGCUGCCAGCCGAUCAUGAUGACACCAAAUAUGGUUGGAAACGUGAUUCUGAUUGGAAACUUGGUGAAUGUAUCUGGGCUCAGCAUGGAAUUUGGGAUCCAAACACAGAUACGUUGUUGCAGAAGGACUAUUUCUCAAAGGUUCCCCAGACUGGUGACAAACUGAAUUAUGAGAUAUUUACCAACACCUAUUUCUUGAAUCAUUAUCGUUCAUAUCGAGAUGCCAUUCGGGAUGUUUGGCCAGAGGCCAUCCUGCUAUGCCAGCCGCCUGUUAUGGAGCUUCCCCCAGACCUGAAGGGAACAGUCGAUGACGAUCCCAACAUGGUUCAUGCGGUCCAUUACUAUGACGGGUUGACUCUUUUGACUAAGCAUUGGAACCGACUUUACAACGUUGACGUUAUCGGUGUCCUUCGUGGCAAAUAUUGGGCUCCAGCCUUUGCAGUCAAGAUUGGUGAGACAGCCAUCCGAAAUUGUCUGCGUGAUCAACUCAAAUUCCUCCGAGACGAGAGCUUGAACUACAUGGGGAAUCAUCCCCUCCUUUUCACUGAAAUCGGCAUUCCAUAUGACAUGGACGAUAAGCAUGCCUACCAGACUGGUGACUACAGCAGCCAGACAAGUGCCAUGGAUGCCAACCACUUUGCCUUGGAGGGUAGCACAUCCAAUGGAUUUACCUUGUGGGUGUACGAAACUGAGAACAAUCAUGAAUGGGGAGACCAAUGGAACGGGGAAGACUUGUCCAUCCUUUCCCAUGACGAUUUAGAAUUACCAUGUGGUGGGACACUUCGCUCAAUCGAUACCCAAUCUCCAGCCUACUCUGAAAGCCACAGUAGUGCAGAGGAAUCACAGGUUGAGCCACGCAAUCUCAAGCGGGCUCUUGUAUCCCCUUCGAUGUCCAGUGACUCCGCUCCACCACCAAAGGGCUACCGUGCCGCGCAGGCAUACAUUCGGCCAAGUCCUAUAUACGUCAACGGAAACCUUGAAAGCCACGUGUUUGAUCUCCAGAAUUGCACAUUUACCAUGAGUUUGACCGCUAAUAUGGCUACUGCCACUGACACACCGACUGAGAUAUACCUCCCUGACUUCCAUUUUCCUGAAACGAGCACCGCCGUUGCUGUCAGCGGAGGCAAGUGGGAAAUUGAAUGUCAAGAAAUUCAGUCUAUCAAGGUCCAGCGUCUGCGAUGGUGGCAUGCUGAAGGCGAGCAAGAUAUUAAGAUUGAAGGGGCCAAGCGCCAACCAGGCGAGUUCACCAACACCUCUGACGACGUGACCUAUCUGGAACAGUGCCAGCGAGGCCAAUGCAUAAUUAUGUGA
Molecule: messenger RNA, 2253 nt
Organism: Penicillium atrosanguineum
Lineage: Eukaryota; Fungi; Ascomycota; Eurotiomycetes; Eurotiales; Aspergillaceae
Product: sterylglucosidase 1
Exons: 4
Coding region: 1-2253 (750 amino acids)
Biological process (GO): carbohydrate metabolic process; ergosteryl 3-beta-D-glucoside catabolic process
Molecular function (GO): steryl-beta-glucosidase activity
Source: RefSeq, a predicted model, not a curated record